AUGAAACAAAGGACACGCCAAAUGCUUAAUGGAGAUGAGUUAUUCAGUCAGAACAUAAAUAUGAAUAGAACAAACGAUUCUCAUAACAAUGAAAUUCAAUUGCACAGAGUUAAACCACAAGAUCAUUUUAUCGAAGCGCAGGUUCAAGAAGGAGACACAUUACAAGCCAUAGCUUUACGAUUUUAUUGUUCGAUUUCAGAGUUAAAGAGAAUAAAUCAUAUACAUAAAGAUAAUGAAAUUUUCGCGAGGCGGACCAUAAAAGUUCCUGUUACACCUUAUUCAGUGCUUACUGAACUGAUCCCACCUCAGGAACCUCAACCUACACCAUCCACUUCAAAGCAGACCCUACCAAAUUUUAGCAUACAUCAUAAUAUAUUACAAAGUACAUCCUCCAAUGGAAUUCAGAAGGAGAUAAAUGAUAAUCUUAAAAACAUAGAAAAUAAAGAAGAUGAUUGUGCGAUAGACUGCAAUGCAGUUGUGUUAAACAGCACAUUGACUCCAUCUGUAAUUCCUUAUACAGAUUCUGAACAAAAUGAAGUAAUGUCUGAAGAUACCCAAUUAUUACCAAACAAACCAAAGAUUUCGGUAGAGGCAGUGGUUGUGAAGGAAUUGACAUCACAUGGUGCUGACUUUGGUCUGAAAUGGUUUCAUUUGGUUUGCUGUAUGCUUAUUCUUGGUGUUGUGAUACCAUUAGUAUAUGUCAUAUUUUACUUGGAUAAACAUGAACAUUCUGAUAUUCCACCUUUACAUCCAACA
Iphiclides podalirius (scarce swallowtail) is the source of this 756-nucleotide messenger RNA. NCBI's taxonomy places the organism in Eukaryota, Metazoa, Arthropoda, Insecta, Lepidoptera, Papilionidae. The record is from the annotation of a GenBank genome assembly.